Messenger RNA from Myodes glareolus (Bank vole), 2477 nucleotides. The record is from RefSeq and is a predicted model, not a curated record. Lineage: Eukaryota; Metazoa; Chordata; Mammalia; Rodentia; Cricetidae.
AUGCCGCCGCCGAGUGGCCCCGGCGUCCUCGCGCGGCUAUUGCCGCUGCUGGGGCUGCUGCUCGGCGGCGCCUCCCGGGCUCCCGGCAAGUCUCCGCCGGAGCCCCCCAGCCCUCAGGAGAUCCUGAUCAAGGUACAGGUAUAUGUGAGCGGGGAGCUGGUGCCCCUGGCCCGGGCCUCAGUAGACGUGUUUGGGAACCGCACUCUGCUGGCUGCUGGCACCACGGACUCAGAGGGCGUGGCCACACUACCCCUAAGUUACCGCCUGGGCACCUGGGUGUUGGUCACCGCUGCCCGCCCGGGUUUCCUCACCAACUCCGUGCCAUGGCGUGUUGACAAGCUGCCGUUAUAUGCGUCGGUCAGCCUCUACCUGCUCCCCGAGCGGCCAGCCACCCUCAUCCUCUAUGAGGACCUUGUGCACAUCCUCCUAGGCUCUCCAGGUGCCCGCUCCCAGCCCUGGGUACAGUUCCAGCGCCGAGCUGCCCGCCUACCUGCCAGCUCCACCUACAGUCAGCUUUGGGCUUCGCUCACCCCUGCCAGCACCCAGCAGGAAAUGCGGGCUUUCCCGGCCUUCCUGGGCACGGAGGCCUCCAGCUCAGGCAAUGGCUCCUGGCUGGAGCUGAUACCCCUCGCUGCUGUGAGUGUACAUUUGCUAACAGGCAAUGGGACAGAGGUGCCGCUCUCCGGCCCCAUUCACCUGUCCCUACCGGUGCCCUCAGAGCCUCGUGCCCUGGCUGUGGGCACCAGCAUUCCAGCCUGGAGAUUUGACCCCAAGAGUGGGCUGUGGGUACGAAAUGGUACAGGUGUGAUCCGAAAGGAAGGCCGGCAGCUCUACUGGACUUUUGUCUCCCCACAGCUGGGGUACUGGGUGGCUGCCAUGGCCUCCCCUACGUCUGGGCUGGUUACCAUCACCUCAGGCAUUCAGGACAUCGGCACCUACCACACAAUCUUCCUGCUGACCAUCCUGGCGGCUCUAGCCCUCUUGGUUCUCAUUCUGCUGUGUCUACUGAUCUACUACUGCCGGAGACGCUGCUUGAAGCCAAGACAACAGCACCGCAAACUGCAGCUCUCCGGCCCCUCGGACAACAAGCGAGAUCAGGCCACGUCGAUGUCUCAACUCCAUCUCAUCUGCGGGGGACCCCUGGAGCCUACAUCUUCGGGAGACCCCGAGGCCCCGCCCCCAGGCUCCCUACACUCGGCCUUCUCCAGCUCCAGAGACUUAGCAUCCUCCCGAGAUGACUUCUUCCGUGCCAAACCGCGCUCCGCCAGCCGUCCGGCCGCCGAGCCUCCUGGUGCUCGCAGCGGCGACGGUGCCGGGCUCAAGGGCGCCCGUUCCGUCGAGGGUCCUGGAGGACUGGAGCCCAGCCUGGACGAGUACCGGCGGGGUCCCGCGGGGGCGGCGGCCUUCCUGCAAGAGCCUCCCUCGCCGCCGCCGUCCUUCGACCACUAUCUAGGCCACAAGGGGGCGACCGAGAGCAAGACCCCUGACUUUCUGCUGUCGCAGUCGGUGGACCAGCUGGCGCGGCCGCCGUCCCUCAGCCAGCCUGGCCAGCUCAUCUUCUGUGGCUCCAUCGACCACCUCAAGGACAACGUGUACCGCAACGUCAUGCCCACCCUGGUGAUUCCCGCACACUACGUGCGCCUGGGCGGCGAGGCUGGAGCCGUGGGAGUGGGCGACGAGGCCACCCCACCGGAAGGCUCGGCCGCCGGCCCCGCGCUCAGCGAGGACACCGAGCCCAGCAGCAGCGAAAGCCGCACGGGCCUCUGCUCGCCGGAGGACAACUCGCUAACGCCCCUACUGGACGAGGUGGUGGCGCCCGAGGGUCGGGCAGCCACGGUACCCCGAGGUCGGGGCCGCAGCCGCGGGGACAGUUCCCGCAGCAGCGCCAGCGAGCUGCGGCGCGACUCGCUUACCAGCCCGGAGGACGAGCUAGGGGCGGAGGUGGGCGACGAGACUGGCGACAAGAAGAGCCCGUGGCAGCGGCGGGAGGAGCGGCCUCUAAUGGUGUUCAACGUUAAGUAGGGCGGCCCGGGGAUCAGCCACAGCCCCUGCUGCCAGUGCAGGUCCCCAGAGUGCGCGCCCUGGGGUGCUGCGGGAGCACAAGCUCUUAGCCGAGAGAAGGGCUCAGGGGCCUGCUGAGCUCAUUGGUGGUAUGUGCUGGGGGAGUGUCUUGGGGGAAGGGACCCUGGAUCGGCCUCUAAGCAGAGGGAGGUGGGAGGGGCCCGGUCCCCCCAUGGGAGGGGCUGGGGAGGAGGGCUGGGGUGGGAGCAGUGCCUGUAUAAACGUGGCUGUACAUAGAAAGAUCUAUUGUGGGAGAGCAGGAGGGGGGACCCAGCCUCAGCUGCUAGGGUGAGGGCUGGGAAGGGAGGGACAAUCUCUGUGGACCCUUGGGAGGGGAGGGGUGCUGCUUGGAUGUCACAGGGCUGGUGGCUGGGGCGGUCCUGGGGACUAAGGGGUAAUGUGAUGGUGACGCUCUA